Dermacentor albipictus is the source of this 2159-nucleotide messenger RNA. RefSeq lists its product as uncharacterized. The record is from RefSeq and is a predicted model, not a curated record. NCBI's taxonomy places the organism in Eukaryota, Metazoa, Arthropoda, Arachnida, Ixodida, Ixodidae.
CAAAGAAAACGACGAGGUCGAAGCGCGCCUGCCUGUUUCAUUCGUCCGCUGCCCAGCGGCAGCCGCGACAGCGACGACGGUGAAAGCGGCGGCGGCGGCAAUGUGGCCUUCCCGUACCUGCGCACCUCCGUCGGACCGAUUCCACACCUGACCCGGAAAGAAAUUUCUCCUCAGCGGAGUCUUGUCGGAUAACGCCUUCGCGCGCUGCCGUGCGGCGCCCAAUCACACCGCCGCCGUAAGACAUCGCGUGAGACGCCUUCUCUGCAUUGCCUCGCUCUCGUCACCCGCGGGGACGCCACCACGCUCGCGAUAUGCUAAAUCGGAGCACCUCCGGCGCGACGCGGAUGGCGGUCGCCGUCGCGGCGAUCCUGGCGCUCUCUGCGUGCCGCGCGGAGCUGGACAAGAGGCAGCUGGACCUCCUGGACAAGGCGGACAGGAGCAACAUCGCGCCCGACCUGAUCGAGACCAUCCCGAGGGCCAUCUUCGAGGCGCGCUUCAAGGCGGGCGAGAUAGCCAUGGGCAACCAGUUCAGCGUGCAGCAGGCGUCCGCCCCGCCGUCGUUCGUCGAGUUCCCGAGAACCGCCGGCGCGGUGUACGCCAUCGCCAUGGUGGACCUGGACGCGCCCAGCGCGCGGGACCCCAAGUUCCGGCCCGUCCUCCACUGGCUCGUCAUCAACGUGGAGGCGGGAGACGUCAAGGGGCCCGUCAACUACAACAGGGGUAACGAGCUGUACAAGUACCGCCGCCCCAAGCCUCCGAUGGGAUCGGGUCGGCACCGGUACGUCUUGCUGGCGUACAAGCAGUACAGGACCAUCGAGGCGCCUCGGACGCUGGUCGUGCCGUCGGACAAGAGGAGGAACUUCAACAUCGGCACAAGCACGGGGCCGCGGGGAGCGCCACUGGGCACAGGAGAACGACAUCCCAGAGCGUGCCCAGCGCUCGUGAAUGCGCGAGACCCGCGAGAACGCGCGCCGCCGAACCCGCCCAUCGACCAGCCGUCGCCAGCGCCAGCAGCCGGGUCCUCGCCAGGGAGCCGCCGACGCGACCGCGCCGCCAAAAUGGCCGCUACCGCCCGCCCCACCAAGAAGGCCGUGCAGCAGCGGCCGAAGACGCCGCCUGCGCCAACGUCGCCGGCGCCGCCGAAGGCCCUCUCGGCGACCACGCUCAGCGCCAUGGAGACGCUCGUGCCCGACGUGAUCCCCAAGCUCGCCAAGCAGGUGGUCGCCGUCACCUUCAAGCGGGACGUGGAGGUUCGCAUGGGGAACCAGCUCACCUGCGAUCAGACGUGCAAGGCGCCCGAAAGGAUCUCGUUCCAGGGGCCCGCGAGCGCCUUCUACACUGUGAUGAUGAUCGACCCGGACGCGCCGAACUCACUGUCCCCGCGGCUGCGGCACUGGCGCCACUGGCUCGUCAUGAACGUGCCCAACAGCUGCGACGUCAAGGCCGGAGACACGAUCAGCGAGUACCAAGGACCGAGCCCGCCCAGGGGAUCGGGACUGCACCGGUACGCGAUUCUCGUCUACUCUCAGGGGACCAACCGCAUCAGCGAGAGGGACGCCUCCGUGCCAGAUGCCCGCGGAAUGUUCAACCUGGCUCGCUUCGUGGCCGACAACAAGCUGGGAGACCCGCUGGCCGUCAACUACUUCGUGUGCGAGAGGACAUCGCCGCCCUCGACCCCACCGUCGUAAGCAGCGCCGGUCGGUGCUGGCUCUGCCUCGUCACCUCGUUGUGCGCGAGACGAAAGGAGCUGGCUACACCUGGCGACGUGUCGGCCUGGGACACAUGAAGGCGAAUACGGCGUAAACAGUAAAUUUCGGCCACUUGAGUGCGUGCAGGGCGGAGAAAUUGGGCAGUUUUUUUUUUUUCUUCGGGUGAAAGGCGAUGGACGUCUGCGUGGUAACCGAGGGCGCUGGCUUGGCGGAAAGCAAAUCACGUCGGGGACCUUUUCCAGAUGAGACGUUUCGAAGGAGUGCCAUUGGUCCUGCGUGGGAGUGACAAGUUCGUCGGUGUGUGGUCUUCGGCGUCGCGCGGAACGUCGCGCACAACGUUCGGCAAGAAAAAGCCGAGCUUCUCGGGCAGCCCGUGGGACCACAUGGCUCUAAAUUAAGAAUAAAUAUUCGCGGGCUAAGCAAAGGCUUUGUCGAGUAGACCACUGAAAA